Messenger RNA from Pocillopora meandrina, 11638 nucleotides. NCBI's taxonomy places the organism in Eukaryota, Metazoa, Cnidaria, Anthozoa, Scleractinia, Pocilloporidae. The record is from the annotation of a GenBank genome assembly.
GAACCGAAAGAGACGUUUCGCUGGCGAAACAAAAGUAAGCAAGGGAGCGAGCAUGGAAUAGACGAGCGGAUUUCUAGGCUAUGAAUUUGUCCUCUUUUAUUCUUGCAAUUUUCCGAAUGGGAUAAAUAAAAAUGGCUCCUCCAGGCGAGCUUAAUCUUCUAAAAGAACCCCAGCUUAAGGACAAAGAAAAAGAAUCCUACAAUGGAUAUAUUACGACUACGGUCGCUUCGCUUGACAGACCGCACUUCACAUCUUGGACGUUGUUGAAUGGUAAGGUGCGAAUUGGGCCUGUAGAAUCGGGUAGUGGAUUUAUUUUGCUCUGCCUACUAUGGCUUGUCUUCGCCUCAGUGCCAGAAGGAGUUCUUCAUGGAUUUUGCUCGGUGGUUCAGCGUAUCUUUACAAUAUUUUUACCGCUUGUUUGCUUGAUUUGUGUGUUUUAUUGGGCCGAACUUCUCAUUCAUAAAUACUGCAAGAGCCAGAUCUCGUACGCUGUGUUCCCCGUUUGUCUGUUAGGAGAGCUUUGUACACAAGUUAUCCUUGGUGGAUCGGAUUUCCUGCGAACUACUUUUCUCUUUACUCUCGUGAUGGCUGGACUCGUAACACUUGUAUUUUCUAAACUUAAAAUUCUACCCACAAGUAUAGCGCUGUUGUUACUUACAACCGCUCGAUUGUCAUGUUGGAUUACACUUCGUGAUAUUCCGUCUUUUUUGCGGCCAUUUCUAGCCUAUUUUUCAGCGUUUAGUGGGCUGAUAUUAUCAAGAAACAUUCAAGCAUGGUUUUCUCCAUCCCCGGGCGAGACCAUUCAAAGCAAAGCGCCUCUAAUACGGAGACGAACUUCAAGCGUUUCUUCGACUAGCAGUUUGAACAGUAGAAGAAGAACUUCUCUUCCAGCGCUUGGAAUCCAAACCAAGGUAGGUAAAUCUAUGUGAAAGCCUCAUUCAUUUCCUUAGCUAUAGAUUACGAUCUUUAUAUUAAUGGGUUGGAAGAGCAGUUUAUAACUGCCCAAGAUCUUUGACCUGUCAAGCCACGGUUUUUCAGACAGAGAUGCAUUUUGCAUCAAGAUUCGUCUAAUAUUUAACAGUACAUGAUCGAGUAGCAAGGCGUUCGUUUUACAUUUCCCUUCAUUUAUUGUAAUGCUGUUUACCAUUUGCCUUCUGUUUAUAUUUUGAUUGUCGCGUUGGUGUUGCUCUAUUCGAGAAAGCCAGUUCGAGUGCAAGCGGCCUCUUUGAUUUAUUUCAAUGUUGUUCUUUUCCAUGCGAUGGAGUGUUCGACAAGCGGCAGGGAGAAAACCCAAUGUACGCGGUGUACACACGAACAUGCAUUAAACUUUCAUGAGUGCGAUUAUAGAAAAAAUCUUGCGAAAUAUCAUGUCGCAAUUUCUGCGUGUAGCACAUGUUUACGUUUUAUUACUUGACUUUGGAUGGAUGAUGUUCGAAGUCGAGGCUUAGAAGGUUUAAAAUACUCGCAAGUGGUGCGGCAAGAUUUAUGGAGCUCAAAGGAUCUCUAAUCUUAGCAACGCCAGUUAUCUGGAAUCACCUGCAAUCCUCGCCAAUUUCUCGGUGUGCAAUAUAUUAUCAUUUCUUUGUUAGUUCUUCAACAUUUGUUAUGGAAAUUAUUCCUAAUCUGGCAAGGCUCGGCAAAAUGCAAAAUGGUAAGGAUUUGUUCUAUAAGUGAUAUUUCUUUGAGGCGAAGCCAUAUGGACAAAUCCACACUAUUAUUUUCGUUAUUGAUUUUUAGACGACCUUCAUCGGGGUUUCGGUGAUUGCUUCAUGGCCUGACUCAAUGAAACACGGUACACUUGGGCCAAAUCUCAUUGUGCGACUCGAGAUGUAAUUGUAGAUCUUGCAAAUGAGAUAAACAACAACUGCUCGCUUCCCACAAGUCAAAAUCGCCCUUCGGUUUGGCAAAUUAAGGCUAAUAACUUUGUGCUCGAAAUUGUAGUACCGAGCUAAUUUUGAUAAAAAAAAAUCAAUAUGCUCGGGAGUCGAGAACACGGCUUAGUGUUUUGCGGUGAUGAUAACAAUUCCAAUUUCCCUCUUCUUGUUUGCAGAUGGUGCGACAAUAGGGAGAAGGUUUCUGUCUGUUUUGCUAGCGCGGGAACUGCUAAUCGAAUUCAUUGUCGAAGUAAUUUUUGCUGUUUUGCUUUCGAGAUCGUCUCUUCUUACGCGUGUUCAGUAUGGAAUAUUGUUUUCGCCCACAUUGUUUAUUAAGGGAUAAACAUCCGAGACUGUUCGGUAUUUGGUGGUCAAGGAUAGCGGUUAAUUUAUGAAUUCGCCCCGAAACCAAAUAACAAUUUUCUUCAAGAGUAUGCUUACUAACUGAGCAAAUAAAUAAAUACCGAAAAGAGAUCAGAUCAGAUUUGAUUUUUCAAUCACAUUUACGCAUCCAAAGAUGAGGAAAGGCAUUUUACAAGGACGAUUAAAUUAGUUCAAAGCCGUGUGAUUUUAGCUGGUGUUGUCAUCUUAAGUGGCUACAGGCUGAGUGUUGUUGAAAAAGAUAUAUAGAAAUUCUUUCCACUAUCAAGUUACUUAAAGCUCAGGAAGAGCUUUGAUUGUUUUCUUUGAAACCCAGGUAGUGUAAAAAUUCCAUAUAUCUGUUGGCGCACCAAGACUCGUGAAUGUCAUGGGGAAUUUUUAUAUAUGUGAUCUUUGUUUUCUUCCUGCUAAAGAACAUACGUUUUGACUUUAUUGAUACCUUGUGAGUGUCAUCAGGUCAGGAAGACAAGCACAUGCCAAACAAAUUAUCAAAGAUUGUUUACAUGCAUAACAUUUUCCACUCUACUUACUAUAAGGGAAUGCACAUUUAAAUGGAAAACAGCUUGCGAAUGUUGUGAUUUUUCGAACGAAUUCAUCUCCAUGGAUGCUAUCAAAGAAGAAAAAGCUGCUUUUAUGAUUAUAUUUUUUUGAUGUUCUCUUGUGAUUUGAAACGAAUCUAGGGAUAUUUUUUCCCAUUUUUUGCUGAAGUGAUUGGUUAACAAACUUAACUAUCUUAGAAAUUGUGGGUAAUUUUUACGGAGAGAAUAUUUUACCUUCUGUUAUAAGAUAUAAAUGCAUUUGGGUACAUAAACAUAUUUGUCAAAAUGGUUGUUGACAAAAAAAUUGGAAUCAUGCACUCAGCCCUUUGUAGUAUCUGAAAAUCUAACAAAUUUUUGUUUAAGUGUAGCUUUCACUUUUUAAGUUUGAUUGUUUUUCAUUCAAGUGUUCUCGGUAGUCCAGUGCUCUGAAUCAUUGUUUUACAUACUUUAUAAAAAGAAUUAACUUCUAAGCUGUAUUGUCUGCCAAGGUUGAAACUGUAACUGUGACAUUUUUCUGAAAGGUUUUAAGAACUCAAUCAGCUAUAGCAAGGUGUAAAAUAUGAUCCACAUGUUAUGAAAUAUGCAUAAGUUAACCAUUAAAUAAAAUCUACAUUUUUAUUUAUUCAGUUUUAUAUGAUAGCAGCGUGUUAAAAUUUACCUAAGGUAAUCAUGGUUUGUGAAAAUGUCUUGCUGUGUAUUUUACACAGCAGUUCAAUGUCGUUUGUUCCGUUGAAUCAUUUCUGUAGUGUGAGCUAUUCCUUAUUUUUAAUGAUCACAGCUUCUUAUUUUAACCAAGAGUCACCUGUAUUUGAAAAAGAUUUGACAAGAAAGUCUAGCAACAAUUUAUUUUUCUAUGACAGCAUCACUAAGCAAAGCAGUAGAAAAACUCUGAUGGACAUUGAAUUUGUUUCAGUAAAACUUAUAAUUGAUAAAGUGAUAAAAUGCAAUAACAUCAUGGAGGGGAAAACCUCUUUGCCAAUUGCUUUAAUUGAGAAUUUGGCAAAAAUUUUGAGCAGAUUGUGUGUAUUUCCUGGGUUUGGAGGCUUUUCAUGCCCAUGAAUUGAGUUGUCAUUUGCUAUUUAGCUGUAAGUUGAUCAGAGCCGGAAAAAUUAUUAAUUUGUUUUUACUGCUGAAAGCUGACCUUUGUUAUUUAAACACUUAAACUUGAAAAGAAUUCCUUGUCUAAGUACACAUGUAUAUGUUAUUGUGAUUCUGUGACCUGCACAAUGCAUAGUCAAAGCAAACAGAUUUAUUUGUCCUAAAUGUUAUUUUUUUGGACUUAAGGUCAGAGCAGUUGCAUUUUAUUUUUUUGUCUUCAUUACAAAUGGCCUUUUAUGAACAUUUAAUGGACACAGGGGGUCUUUUAAUCUCCAGGCCAUUCCUUUCAUUUCAUUGGUAAUUAUUGCAAAUUUUGGAUUCUUUAGGUAUCUAAUGAGAUAUAUUUAUAGAAUGAAAGUAAAAGAUGUUUAUGGCAUCUGAAUGGGGAAGAUAGCAUGGAGACAUUGUUGUUUUUUUCUUGGUAGGAAUGAAAUACUACGAACAUUUUCACCUUGGAGCAAAUAAAUUUGAAAGUCACCUCAGACAAAUCUUUUGACAGUGAAAGUGUUGCCCCAUUCUAUUUAUUUUUAUGAAGUAGGGGACAUCUGCUUAUACUUUUGAUAAGAGAAAGCAAAAGAUGUGUUUGAUAAGCAGGGUUGUCGUUUAGGGCUGGCUGUGGGCAAAAUGCAUUGGAUGAAGAAGUGCCAAUGGCUGAAUGUUUCCACUGAACGUUCCAUAUGGCAUAACAGGCACUUCUUAGGUUUUGCAGUUGUAAUCAUGGGCACAAGAUACAUUAGACCAGUUUCAUGCCUAGAGAGUGAGAGCUUGUUCAGGAGAAUUCUUAACUUUCUUUUGGUUUUUGUUGUUUGUUUGUUUGUUUGUUUUUUUGGAGGACUUGAAUUUAUUCAGUACAAUAAUACACAGUAUGCACUUAAUAACUGAUGGUGGCUGUUGUAACUUUUUGCCAUUUUUGGUUGCAGGGUUCUAUAGACUGCACAACACUGGGAGAAGCUCAUGGCAUGAUCUCUGACCUACUAGCAGAUUCUAAUGUGCCUCCUAAUGUGGCAAGCACCCUUAAAAUAAUCAGCACAAUGAUCGCACCACCCACUGCUUUCCAUGCAGUACAGCGGCCAUUUGUUUCCGCCAUGUCACCCCUUAUAGAAAAAUUCCGCGAUGAGAGUCAGGAGGACAAAGUGAGAGAUCAACCAGAUCUUAAGGAUGACAUGCCUUUGCCAAUGGUUGGGGUGAGUGCAUUGUCAGUUGAUCUAGGUGCAGUGUAAUCCAUUUGCUCCUAAUAUAUAAAUUUCAGUUCUCCACACACUGUCUGCCAUACAUUUCUUAUAACUUAGGCUGUGAGAAUUUGGUGGUAAAUCAGACAGUAUUCCCCAGUUAAUACGUUCACAUUUUAGUCUUUUAUGGGUGUGAAAGAGAUAAGAAAGGGUGUUUUGAGGUUCAAGGGACCUUCUGCAGUUGGGUUGUUAAACCCUGCCUGGAAUCAAUCACGUUUUGUUUUGUGUUCAUGAGAAAGACACUUCACUCUUUCAGUGCCCCAUUCCACCUACAAGGGUAGGAGUAGGCUCUAGCAAACUGUCAGAGAAACUUGUCGAAAUGUUGAAGGGUUAGUUUCAAUAAGCUACAGCUUCCCACCCAGGAAAAAAGAUGGCAGGAUGGCUCCUGUGAUUUGUAUUACAAAUUCAAAAUUACACAUGAUUUCUGCCAAUAGUUUUGAAGGCCUGUGACCACAUAAGUAGCACUGAUCGGAUUGUUAUGUUAAUUUCUCUAACUAGUAAAACCACAAAACUCUUCUCUCCCAUUUUCUGUUGCUUUAAGUUAUGUUCAUUUGCGAAAGUGAUUCUGAUAGCCAGUGCGCAAUCGCAGACUACACGUUUUAAAUUGUUUACAUAGAAAACAAGGAAACCAUUUACAUCGAAACUGACGAUCUUUUUUUCAGCAACUCCAGCGAAUAAGGCGCACGUUAAAUUCCCAAGGGAGGCGCAUGUCAAGCACGUGGACGACCACGACCUCCGCCACUGGCAUGCCUACUCUAGAUCCUGACGUCACAGUGGGUCGCACAACACCUGUUGUGACAUUCACUGAGCACAAUGCUGUUAGUCACGCAAAUAAGAGCCCUCAAAAGUCUUCACUAGCAGAAGGCGCUAAUAUUACCAGCACGAAAAACGGUCCUCAAGAGACUUACACCAAGCAUAGACCCGCUUGCUUCAGCCACAGCUUUCCCACUCAGGCUUCACCGGGUCUGUCGCGAAAGCUUUCCCCGGACAUGGCCCCAUCUGGCUCUCCUCUUCUCCAAAGACGUUCGCCUGAUCGGGUUGCGGCAACGCCGACUUCUUCGUCUCCGAGUCUUCUACGGAAGUCGCCCGAUAGGAUGUUUACUUCUUCGAAUGUGUUCAGAAGACUUAGUAAAGAAGAAACGCAACUUGUCAAAGAUGCUCUCGAUCAGGCAGAGCAGGAGAAAGAGACGGAAGACGUUGUUGAUACUGUGGGGAAAUCUAAACCAUGUGACUGUGACUGUCACGCAAAUCCCUCGUCAACAAAACAAGAAAAAGACAAUAAUCAAACAAGUAAUGAGUCUGUCAAGAAAGCGGACAGUGUUGAGGAGAAUCCGGUUUUACCCAAAUCAAAAGAACUUGAUAAACUACUAGAUCAAAUCUCGGACUGGAAUUUUCCGAUAUUUGAUGCUUGCGAACAUGGAAAUAUAUUGACUCAGGUAAGGGUGAAACUUGUUGGAAAUGUACAAUUUAUGAUAUUUACCGACUUGUUCACUUUUCGGUCGCAAGGGAAUGUGAUGGGUUGGGGGGGGGGGGAUUGCGUGGUUGAAAGAAUUAUUAACCCGCAGAAGAAUUAUUAACCCGCAUAAAUUGUGUUAAAGGCCAUCAAGGGUAAGUUUCCUACACAGGAAAUAGCCACCUUAAAGGAAACAAACCGUAAAGCUGCUUCUUUUUUCCACACAAUAAUACGCUUUUUUUCAGUUAAGAAAUUUCAGUUUAUAUAUGUCUUUUUGCUGCAGGUUACAUACAAAGUGUUUCAGAAAGUUGGACUUUUUGAGGCAUUUAAAAUUCCAGAGGACAAAUUCCUCAGUUUUUUCUUUGCAUUGGAAAGUGGGUACCACGACAUUCCUUGUAAGUAAGAUUUGUUCUGUGUGACUGGGUUGAUUUUUUGUGCAGUCUACUUUGCCAUGAGGAAGUUUUGUGAUCUAGAUCGGUUAGAAGGCGUAAAAUAUCGCGCAGAGUUUUUUAUAAAAAUAAUUCCUCUUCCACUUUUACUCAUGUUCAGACCUGAUUAUUUGGUGAUACACUUGAGUCGAGAUAUUGGUAAACGCAGAGUCUUAAGGGGGCGACGAAUCAGCUCUUUAGUCGUUGAUGCUUUCAAUGUGCUCAGUUCUGACAUGAGAAAAGGUUCGACAAUGUUGUAAUAAUUGUACAUGUUAAAAAGUACUGGUUAUGCCACAUACGCGUCUUUUUCCCUUGAAAAUUUUCCUUUUUAAACAGUUUUCCAUGUGGGUGAAAAUAGAAAAUAGUCAUAGGAUUUCAACUGAGAUCGAUCAUUGACAUGUUUUCGUGAUCAGAAACUGACGUUCUAGUUUUGGUGAAAAAUUUCGCAAGGAAAAAAACUUGUUAAGGUCCAGAUUUGUUUGUGUCGAUUACUUGACAUCUACGAUUGUCGAAGGAAAUUUCAGAAAAGUUAAGGGAAAUGAGAGUUCAACCAAGUGUCUCUUACAAGGAUUCCGGGCUAGAAUCUAGAUACAACAAAACAUUAUUGUCUGACAAUUACACCCGCUAAGAACACUUUGCUGGUGUGAAUGCGUUUUUCUCAGAAAUUUGACUUUGACUGUCAAAACGCUUCCUCUCUAUACUGUUCUCUAAUCACAACCCAUGGUACUGUCUUGGAGAAUGUGGUGAACAAUCAAGAGGCACUUUAGUUGUAUUCUCAUUACGUUAAUGUAUGAGGCAGCCGUGUUACUUUAAGGAGAAAUUAUAUGCUUGUCACACAUAGGAUUACAUUUUAAUGGUUAAUUUCCAUGCUGUAUUUAGACCACAACUGUAUGCAUGCUUCGGAUGUUCUUCAUGGCGUGUUCUUUAUGACAACAAAGAAGAUUCCUGGCUUUGGUCCAUCAAGCUUAAAACUUGGCGAUGAUAGCGAGUCGGAUUCGGACAGCGGACUAAACGGGGAAGGACGGCAGAAGAGUAAUACUGGUGAUUAUGGAAUCUUAAUGGACUCUAUUCCUCAACUGGAACUACUGGCAUUGUACACUGCAGCCACCAUGCACGAUUAUGAUCACCCGGGAAGGACAAACGCUUUUCUUGUGUCAACUCUAUCGCAGCAAGUAAGUUUAUCCAGUUUUAAACGAUCUCGCGUUACUUGAUGGUUAUGUACUGUGUUGUCCUGUGUAGCUGCUCUUUGAGAUUAGCCCUGCGUGACAUCCCUGAAGAUCUGUUGCGAAAGAGGCCACACAUUGUAUUAGAGGAAGAGUAUUUAAUGUUGUCCUUUCCUCUCCUUAACAAAUGUUUUCAAACGUGAGCGCUUUUUGAUGUUGUGUCGCAAAAACCAAAACCAAAAGUAAAGUUAUGACAAGGGCCAAUCAGAACAAAGGUAAAUAUUGUAAGGAACCAAUGAGAACUCAGAGUGAAAUCAUGUUCAUUUAAUGGCCAUAAGCGCAGAAGAACGCAGCUACCAAGUCGUGAUCGGUUGUAGUUUUGCAUUUGAUUGGCUGAAAGGGUAGCGCGAGUUUUGCAGACCAGUCUUAGUACGUAGUUAACCCUUUUACGCACUGACGUCAGUAUGCAUAUUCUUUAUACUUUGCGCCAUAAAUUUCGUAAAGUGCCGAUAGAGAUAAUUUGUUUCACAAUCAAGAUCUCAUUUAUUCGGUGAAAGGAGAAAUUAUAUUAGUCAUUCUAUGGGGUCAAAGGGUUUUAUGAAAUAACACCAUACGACUUUCGGCGUUUAAUUAAUAACUGAUCUUUUGCGUUCCUUCAGAGGUGUUUUAUUUUUGUUUGUUUUACAGGUUACAGAUUCUUGUGCCCUAAACACGUUUCCUAUUUUUUUUCAGGCUUUAUUGUAUAACGACAGAUCAGUGUUGGAGAAUCAUCACGCCGCUGCUGCAUUCUCACUUCUUAUGUCAGAUCCAAAGUUUAACUUCUUGUGCGGGUUGGAACCUGUGGAAUUCAAACGCUUCAGGUUUCUUGCGAUUGAAGCUAUUCUGGCCACAGAUCUCAAGAGACACUUUGAUUUGCUCUCCGAGUUUAAUGCCAAGGUAAAGAAAAGUAGAUUGUUGUUGCGAGUUAUUUCCGUUACUUGCAUCAAAGAAUAGUAAAAGAAAUUAUAUUCAUAACAUAAAGGGGCAAUUUUUAUUUCAUAAAACUGAUCCACUGAGAAGACUUUGCUUUAGAUAUCCUUUGAUAAGUCGGCCAGUUGACGCUCAAGAGUUAAAGCAAUCUUAACUUGGUAUUAAAUGCAAGCAAGUCCAGGUGUGGACAAUCUUUACUUGUUUAGAAUGCAAGCAAGUCAAGUUUUAGGCAAUCUUAAAUUGGUUUUAAAUUCAAGCAAUUCGAGGUUUAGUCAAACAUAACUUGGUUUAGAAUGAAAGCAAGUCGAUUUUAAGUAAUUUUCGUUCUUUUUUUUUUUUUUUUUUUUUUUUGACAGAUUUCUGAAGAGGGUGGUGGAAUAGAUUGGUCGCAAGAAGCUGAUCGACUUCUGACCCUCCAGAUAUGCAUCAAAAUGGCGGACAUUUCAGGACCGAGUAAGCGUAGGGACUUACACACUCGCUGGACCGAGAGGAUUGUUGAAGAGUUCUACGAGCAGGUAAUGGGAAAAGAAAGAGGGAGAAAGAAAAUUUAUGCCUAGAUUACAUAGUCUAAUAUUAAAUGAUAUGUUUUUGUUAUGUUACGUGGCCUUACGGUAAGUGCGCUGGGGCCCGUCUCUCAAAAGUCCUGGUAACUUAACGGCCCGAAGCCGUAUUGUAAAAUUUAAAUUUAAAGAUUAGAGAACUAGAUUCUGGCACCCUAGCCAGUCCAUUUUGUUUCUUCCGCUGAUACUUUCAUUGUAGAAUUUUUUGUCAUUUCCGACGCACGAUGGUUUCAACAGUAGGACAGUGGUAUGCAUUCCUGUGUUUCAAGGUUGUGAUACGUCUUGCUCUUAAUUUCAAUUCACUUCUCUCGUUUAUUUCAGGGAGAUGACGAGCUGGGGCGAGGCAUGCCUAUAUCUCCUUAUAUGGACCGUGAUCAUCCUCACGUGGCGCAGCUUCAAGAAUCAUUCAUCAAUCAUCUGGUUGCUCCUUUAUACAAUGCGUACGCAAACGCCGGACUUCUACCGGGGGAGUGGGUCGAUGUCGAAGCCAGUAGUUCGGACUUGGAGAGCGACGAUGAAGACUCCAGCGAAGAAUCACCGAGGAGUACCGAAGAAGAACAACAGCGAAGGAAGUCAAAGAAGUCCCGACGUCGAAAGCGACGGAAGAUAACAAGCGAUCUCACGAAGAACAUUGAAAAUAAUUACAAAAUGUGGUUAGAGGUUAUUAAGCAAGAAGAAAGAGAAAAACGAAAAUUGAAUAAGAUCGAAACAGAUGAAAGCGAACGACAAGAAGUAGAAGGAUCUGACGAGGAGUUGAUGAUGAUAGAGACAUCCUUGAAAGAUGAAAUAAUUGAGGAAGAGGAGAAUGGUUCUGAGUCUGGAAGCGCUGCUGAUUCACGCAAGGAAAGUAACUCUUAAGUGAGCUGACUUUGUACUUAACCCUGUAAAUUAUAAGCUGCGACCAUACUGUGAACUUAGGAAAAAAUUAGCAUUGUCUUUUAAAAUGUACUGGCAGGCGCAAACAAACCUGAAGGUUUUCUGUCUUUUCGGUUAACCGUGAUGUUAAUGUGGUAGAAGUUGUGGCCUUUUGUUGAGUGGUUGUCGUGUUUGUGAUUGGUGACUUGUAACUAAAGAUUGUUAUGUGAAUUAGAUCAUCGCUCGACUCUGGUCACUUUUGUCGUUUCUCAAGGGUAGGGAUGGGUGCACGUUCGUACUAUCGAUGAUGGCCUGCGGUAGUCUUUCUAAAGUAACCCAGUCGUUCAAGAUUCUGUUCAAGUACGUUUUAGAAAACGUAAAAUCAGCAGAGCUAUAUGAGAGCGAGUUAUAGCGUCAAUUUUUUACAAGUGAGCUUGAUAAAGCAAGUUUAACUUUAAAAAAUAUAUAUAUGAUAAAAUAAUUUUAUUGUUUUAAUUCACUCAUGAAAGUGUUACGGAAUCCUGGUUUUAACGAAGGCUUUGAAUGAGUUAUUUUAGAAAGUUUAUUACCCACAUUGGAAUCAAACUUUUAGCGGAGAGAAUUUGCAAUGAUUAGAUGAAAAACCGGAACGUAGAAGUGGACGAAAAGACGUCAUCUGAAAAUUUCAUUUACAGCUGAGAUAACAUUACACAGACCUGGCGUGACUAGCACGAUAAUUGGUCACGCUAUCGUCUGCCUGUGUAUUAUAUGUACAGGGAAUACACUUGUAUGUACAAAACGAGAAUCAAAUUAUGCAAUUAUAAUGUGUAAAUAACGUGGAUUGCCACCGAGCCUUUCAAGGCCAAAAUAUUAAAGUAUCAGAGUUGAGAAUAGAUCGACUUACUAAUGAGAGAACAACAGCUGUAGUAUUUAAGGACUCAAUAUUAAAUAUAGUUGGAAGAAAUCUGUCACGCAGUAAGUGUGAUUUUAUAAUGACUCUCCUAAUAUAAAUUUCUACCAAAGACAUUUCGAGGCUGGAAACUUUCUCAGAUGAUUCUGGUAUCAAGGAACUCACAUUAAGCUGCUACUGACUAAUUAAACUAAUCAAGC